GGUGGGUAAUACCCAGGUGAAGGAGAUGGGACUGUAUGCAAGGGAGUUUAGUCUAACAGUAGCUAUUCCUGUAAAUCCACCAUGGCUUCUCCUGCCUCCAGUUGUUGAUCUGGAAGUGUUGGAGAGACUACAGAUACCAAGGGAAGGCAUUUAUUUCCAGUAUAGAGGAAAGUCGGGGAGGGGAGGUCGAGAGGAAGUGACAGAAGAGAGGAGGCUAUUUUUACAAGAUUAAGGGUGGGACACGGCUAGUUAAAUAAGAACUUAAAUGUGAUCGGAAAUCAUCCAACAGGAAAAUGUGAUUAUUGCCAGGGAACACACACCUUGGAGCAUGUAUUGCUACAGUGUGGGAAGGAGCGAGGCUGAGAUCCAGUAUGAGGGAGAAGGGGAUACAGGAAACUAGCUUAGAGUAUAUUGAGUAGAACGUCAUUAGAUAUAGUCACACAUAUUUUAUAUUUUUAAGAGCAACGGGGCUGGCAUGUAGGAUUUGGUUUCUCUCCGUACUCCAGUACAGUAGGUGUCGGUAAUGCACCAUAAAGUUGGAUGCCAAUCGCUGAUAAACCCCAUCGAAGAAGAAUAACACGUCCUAACGUCUUGUUGAUGUUCCUGAAACGCUAUGAUAUAGACAGAACCGCAAAGCAUCAGAUAUGAAGGCGGCACGUACAAUGAUUUCACGAUCUAAAAUCGAACCCUGUGGCCGCACUGCGUGGUGUCAACGACACGAGAUAUUCGAGCUCCCCCACGUACCCAAAUUGCCAAAUUAGCUAGCAAGCUAGCCAACUAGCAGUGGUAGAUUUGAUACCUUCCUGGGGCAUAUUGCUCAAGUAUUUUUGACUUGCUGCAUGUGGUGUACAUGUAAAGGUCGGGAAUGCAUUUAUCUAAGAAAUGUUCCGCGUUCAAAGUGGUGCUCGGCGCUCUGGUGCUCGUGGCACUCUUACAAAUGAUUUACCUCUCCUUCCUAUCGAAACUGCACGGUAAGCAGCAGCGCUACCGAUACUCAGAGCUCUUCGGGAGCUCUGGCAAGAAAAAUGCCAACCCGGAGAAAAACUCACGGAAAGAGCGUCUCAGGUACUCUCUGUCCACAGGGGGUAUCUUUGAUCCCAGCGGACAAUACCGCGUGUACAAGAACUUGAUAAAAAGCGAUUUCUCUACCAAUCAGAAACCAGGAGCGGAUGCCAGCUCUCACUUCUUGGCCUUGGCAACGCACACAUCCAUCAACAACUUGCACCACCUGAAUUCUUUAGUGGAAAGGUGGCAAAACCCUCUCUCUGUGGCCAUAUUCGCUCAUGGCCAAGAUGUCAAGUUUGCCACAGCCCUGGUCUACGCCCUCACCAUUUUCUGCCCUCAGAUCCAGGCCUUGGUGGACUUUCACUUGGUGUGCCACUCUGGGCAGAUGGCCAGUUUCCCAGAGCAGGACCGGGAGCAUUUCACCGGGCUUGAGGACUGUGCCGCUGUGUUUGCCAGGCUCGAGACGCACCGAGACAAAUACCAGAACUAUGCCAUUGGUGGAAAUGGAAACGUCUCCUACCCGAAUAAUCUCCUUCGGAACGUUGCCCGUGGCGGCACGGAAGCCAACUACAUCCUGGUCAUCGACAUCGACAUGGCGCCCAGUGCUGACCUCCACCAGCAGUUUCUGGCACUGGUCAUGAGACGUGAACCCGCCACGGACGAGAUCUUCGUGCUGCCCGCCUUCGAGAUCCGCCACGUACGCAAGAUGCCUGCCACCAAGUCGGAGCUGGUGCAGCUGUAUCAGGUGGGCGAGGUGAGGCCCUUCUACGAGGAGCUAUGCCCGCGGUGCCAGGCCCCCACAAACUACUCUCAGUGGGUGAACAGACACAGUCAGGGUUUGGGCCCCCUGGAUGUGGCCUAUACAUUAUCCUGGGUGGACCCCUGGGAGCCCUUCUACAUCGGGCACCGCACCGUGCCCUUGUAUGACGAGAACUUCAGGCAGUACGGCUUCAACCGCAUCAGCCAGGCCUGUGAGCUCCAUGUGGCAGGCUACAGGUUCUCCGUGCUGAACUCUGCCUUCGUGGUGCACAAAGGGUUCAAAGUUCAGGGCGAGUUCCACAGCAGGAAAGACGAGGAGAACCGAAGGAACCGCCUGCUCUUCCGCAGCUUCAAGGAGGGCCUGAAGACCAAGUACCCCUCAUCCCCUCGACGCUGCUGAGGAGACCAGUGAGGGUGGUCCUAUCAUUUCCAGUGGUUUCCAGUGCCCUCUGACCUUCAUCCAGCUCAAGGAGAACAAAACAUUGAAACUUUUUACUGACACAGAAUAUUUUGUAAAUAUGACCUUGUUCUAUAUAAGUUGGGACACUACCAUAGAGAGAUGCAGUCUAUGUAGCGGGAAAGAGUGAGUGGUCUGGGUCUACCACUGUUAUGAUACCAGCGUGUUAACUGGAAAAAGUUAGUUAUUUAAUACCUGCAGGUUUUACAAACACUGAUGAAUGUUUAGAGAGACUGUAAAAGCAAUGGAUAAUAUACAUGUUAUUCACUACUACUGACAUAGAUACUCUAUUUAAUUGAAAUGCUCACUUAUUUAUAAAGGAUUAGAUUGUUAUGGUUUGUGAAUAUUUGAAGUGUGAAGUGUUUUGUGAACACUGAUGUUGUUUUCUUAAAGGUGAUCAGCUGUUCAGGCCAAGUACAGUGUGUAGGCCCUAGCGUCCAUCCCAAAUGGCACCCUAUUCCCUAUAGACUACUAAUAGAACAAUAGGGUGCCAAUCGGGACCUACCCAUAGUCUGCAUCCUGGAUAUUUGGCGUGUGAACAUAUGGUACAGUACUACUAUUUUCUGCAUAGAUGGGGACUGACUCGUUAGACCUGUGAAGAACUUACUGUAGCACAGAGAAGCUCUGUACUCCAACCACUAAUAAAUGUUGUUUUUAGUUA
Messenger RNA from Oncorhynchus mykiss (rainbow trout), 2882 nucleotides. RefSeq names its product beta-1,4-glucuronyltransferase 1. Gene Ontology annotation, biological process: protein O-linked glycosylation via mannose. The record is from RefSeq and is a predicted model, not a curated record. Lineage: Eukaryota; Metazoa; Chordata; Actinopteri; Salmoniformes; Salmonidae. Gene Ontology annotation, cellular component: Golgi apparatus. Gene Ontology annotation, molecular function: glucuronosyltransferase activity.